ACAGUAAGGUGACAAGCGACAAGAACAUAUUUCGCAGUCGCAGUGUACUUGUGGAUCGAUUUGCACAGUGAUUUCUGCGAUAUUGAGAGCAUAGUACUUUGUCCCUUUUCUAAACAUAAACAACUGCUGCAGGUUUGUUUUCCUCGGUGGCUGUGACAGAUACUGGGCAAAGCACCUCAAUGUUAUGAAUUCAGUAAGAUUACUGCAAUGCGUUGUAGGUGCAGCCUUUGGCAGAAGACUGCAAUACUCUGAUAAAACCUGUGGAAUUGAUCUGUAUUUCAAGAGACAGCAACCCUGUUUUAGUUUGUUGGCUGCCAGGACAAUGGCUACUGCUAAAGGAUCAGAAGAGAAAGGGCACCAGAACCGACUGUCUUUUGAAAAAUCACCAUAUUUAUUGCAGCAUGCUACGAACCCUGUGGACUGGUAUCCAUGGUGUGAUGAAGCAUUUGAAAAAGCAAGGAAAGAAAAUAAGCUGAUAUUUCUUUCUGUUGGAUAUUCAACCUGCCACUGGUGUCAUGUAAUGGAAAGAGAGUCAUUUGAAAAUGGUGAAAUAGCAAAGGUUAUGAAUGAACAUUUUGUUAACAUAAAAGUAGACAGAGAAGAAAGGCCUGAUGUCGAUAAAAUGUACAUGGCUUUCGUACAGGCUACUACUGGUGGAGGUGGGUGGCCCAUGAGUGUCUGGCUGACACCAGAACUGACACCUGUUUAUGGUGGUACAUAUUUUCCACCAGAUGAUCGUUACUUUGGGAGGCCAGGCUUCAAAUCCGUUCUCCAGACACUUAAAAUACAGUGGGAAGAAAAUAGGCAGAAGUUUUCAGACUCUGGACGGAAGGUAGUGGAGAUCUUAAAGAGAGCUUCUGCAUUAGAUGCUGCAUCAUCUGCCGUAUCUAAACCAGAAUGCAUAGAAAAGUGCUUCCAGCAGCUUGCAAAGAGUUUUGAUAGUAAAAAUGGUGGCUUCAGUGAAUCUCCAAAAUUUCCACAGCCAGUGAAUUUUAAUUUUCUUUUUCACAUUCAUGCAAGAAAUCCUUCUUCAGAAAUUGGAAAAAAUGCUCUUGACAUGUGUUUAUUCACUCUGAAAAAGAUGGCAAAAGGAGGCAUUCAUGAUCACGUUUCACAGGGUUUUGCAAGAUAUUCAACAGAUGAAAGGUGGCAUGUUCCACAUUUUGAAAAGAUGCUUUAUGACCAGGCACAACUAGCUAUUGCCUAUUCAGCAGCCUAUACAGCUUCUAAAGAAGAAUUUUAUGCUGACAUUGUUAGAGACAUUCUUACUUAUGUGGACAGAGAUUUAGGUGAUCAGUCUGGAGGAUUCUACAGUGCUGAGGAUGCGGAUUCUUAUCCAACUCAUGAUUCUAAGAAGAAAAAAGAAGGAGCAUUCUGUGUAUGGACUUUUGAUGAGAUUAAACGACUUUUGGCAAAAUCGCUACCAGAAAUGUCAACUUCGGCCACUUUAGCCGAUGUUUUUUGCUACCAUUAUUGUGUGAAACCAGGAGGAAAUGUAAAUCCAUAUCAGGAUCCUCAUGAUGAACUGAAGGGGCAGAAUGUUUUAAUAGUUGAAGGAAGUGAGGAAGAGACAGCUGAACAUUUUAAACUUACAUUGGAACAAACACGAGUCUUUCUCAAAGAAGCUUGUAAUAUUUUGUAUGAAGCUCGCCAAAAAAGGCCUAGACCCCAUUUGGACAGCAAGAUGCUUACAGCUUGGAAUGGGUUGAUGAUAUCAGGAUAUUCUAAAGCUUAUGAAGCCUUACAAGAUAAAUCAUAUGCUGAGAGAGCUAUUAAGGCAGCAAAUUUCAUAAAGGAACACUUGUACAAUCCCCAAACUCAGACUCUGUUACGAAGUUGCUACAGAGGUGAAGAUGGCAGUGUAGUUCAAAUUUCAAGUCCAAUUUCUGGUUUUCUGGAUGACUAUGCAUUUGUCGUCCAAGGCUUGCUGGACUUGUAUGAAGCUAGUCUGGAUGACAGGUGGCUAGAGUGGGCAGAGAAACUUCAAGAUCAACAAGAUAAGUUGUUCUGGGACACUGAAAGUGCUGGAUAUUUCACCUCACCGGCAACUGAUGCUUCAGCAAUUCUCAGGUUAAAGGAAGACCAGGACGGCGCGGAGCCGUCGGGCAACUCGGUGUCGUGCCUGAACCUGCUGCGGCUGUCGUCGCUGCUGGAGCGAGCGGAGCUGCGCGAGCGCGCCGGCCGCCUGCUGGCCACCUUCUCCACCAGGAUGGCGCGGCUGCCCGUCGCCGUGCCGCAGCUCGCCGUCGCGCUCUCCGUCUACCACGACUCGCCCACGCAGGUGUUCGUGGCUGGCCCGCGCGACUCUGAGGAGACGCAGUCGCUGGUGCGCGUGGCGCAGACGACGCCGGUGGCGGGGCGCGUGCUGGCGCUGGUGCAGCCGGGCACCGACCCGGAGGCCUCCCCGGGAGCCGGGCUGCUGGCCAGCCGCAGCGAGGCCGUGCGGCGCAUGCGCCCCGCGGGCGGCCGGCCCGCCGUCUACGUCUGCCGCCACCGCGCCUGCUCGCUGCCCGUGCACUCCGCCGACGACCUGCUCGCCCUCCUCCAGCAGCAGUAGUUCCACACACACCGUCGUACCGCUAUACUCUUGCUCUGAGUCUAACUCGUGUUGCCUAGUUGCUACGUCGAAAUAGCGGCGUUUCUCGGUACCUACUUAGCUUCCGUUUUCUUGUUUAGCUUCACGUUGCUCGGAUAAAUCUUAACGCGCCAAUUGAAAUCCGGCGACUAUAUUUCAAGAGUCCGUGGAGCUUUCUGCAGUAGCUAGUUUUUACUUGUAGUGAAGCUUGGGGCGUACGUAGAGACUCGUAAAACAACGCCUUGAUUCUGAAGACAUUUACGAGAACCAGAAUAGCGGCCAUGUAGACAAGAGUCUAAAUAUAUCUUUUGAUCAUUUUAAGUUGUCAUUCAGUCUUAGUUUCAAAAGAAUGGAGAGUGUAGAGUUUCGCUUAUGUUUCGCGUGGCACAGAUAAAAAUUUCUCAUUCGAAUACUAAAAAUGCGUUUUCCUUAAAAUUGUUUCUCACUUGGUGACUAUCACUAUGUCUAUUUUCUUACUUACGUAAAUUUCUGCUGCCUACUGUGAAACUGCUACGAUAACAGCAGUUGCUAUAGUCCCCACUAACAGAGCGUUUCAGCGGAGCACCCGAAAUAGGUAUGAAAUGAAGACACCUGCACCAGUCCCUUAUGUAUUUAAUUUAUUUAUGCAACUAGUUUCGGUGUUCCAUUAAACCAUCUUCAGGCUCCUAGAGCAACGUAAAUUGGGAGGAAUCCAAUCUCGUGUUCAGUCUUAACAGGAGACAAUAGUAAAUAACCGGUGUUCGUCCUCAAAGGACGAAUGAAGUGAUAGCGUCCUGUAAACCAGAAGUCUACGGACACUGGUUAUUUAAUAUUCGCUCCUGUUAUGACUGCACACGGGAUUGGACUCCUCCCUAUUUACGUUGGUCAAGGGACGUGAAGAUGGUGUAAUGAAACAUCGAAACUGGCUGCAUAAAUAAAUUAAAUGCAAAAGAGACUGCUUCAUGUGUUUUUAUAUUGAACAUCUGAAGUCCCUGUAACCAUCUACACAAGGAUAGACGUACAAAAGGAAAUAGUCAUAUCUUUAAAUUAAGAUAUAAAAUCGUAUGGACCAGUUGCUAAGCGGAUACUGGUUGGGUGGUGAAUUAUUAUUAGCUUUAUUGAAUUGUAAUGAUGUCGCCAAGAGAGGGGAGGGGGCGGAGAUUUGCAAAAUUGUUAGGCGAUCCCAGCCAAUCCAAAAUAAUUCAAGAGUAAAAGCGGGAAAAGACCUCAUUUCCAAUUUUUGUAUCAAGAAGAAUGGAUUGCGAAACUCCGCUCAUCCAUCCAGCAACGCCUCGUAAUUAAGCAUAAUGCUUGUUAAUCGUCGGAUAUACUCAUUGCUUACCAGUCUUCCAGUGUACCAUGUAGAAGAACUUAGCUGAGAUUGAGAAGACUCCACGUCAUUUAGUUGUUAGAGGUUGUUUUCAGAUUUGUAGGCAUAAUAGGAUAUGCAUGUACUACUACAUAAGCAGGUUAGGGCUAAUCUUCCUGUUACAUAUCAGGUUUUUUUUAAAUGAAUUUUUAAAUAGUAUAUGACAUUUAGUUAAAAUGUGCAAUAAUAGCAGAGCCCCUCUGGUUUGUGAUGUGCAAUAUAUAUUUUCAUUUAUCUUCUAUUUUAUUAUUAUAUUUUACUAGCUACAAAAACAUUGGGUGGUAGUACUCAGAACAUGUCUUGAAGUUGCAAAUAAUAUACAAAAAUUCAUGGGACUAACCCGUUGUUGCACAAAAUCUGGGCUGCGUAGCACAGGUAAUAUGUGGUUUUUGUUUGUGAUGUAUGAGUGAUAUUUGAUAUUAAGGCGGCUGAGUUUUUGAUUUUAACUGAUCAAUACUCUUCAUAGCUAAUAACUUGUUAUUGAUGGAAUGUUUUUUCCAUAUAAAAUGUCUUUCAGUUAGGAGAUUUACAUAGAUCUGUGAUUUGAUGUAGACUUCGGAUAGCUUUGUCAGGUACUGCGACAUGGUUCUGAUAGCCUGUUUGUGCUGUAUGUAUUUAUGUAUAAGCAUGUCGUACAAAAUAUUGUAACAGGUCGUGCUGAAAGUGAAAACAUCUGCAUGAGACAGAAUUUUAAGGUACAAAUGCUAGUUUGUCUCAACUGCAAAAAAUAAAUAAAUAUUUUCAGAUAUUGUAGUUAUGUUAAACACAUAUAUAUAUAGUUUUUCUUUGACAAUAUGUAUUUUAAUAUGUUCUCAAUACUAAGACCUAUAAAGCAGUUGAUUACCUACUAAUAAUUGUUCUGUUCAACUUCCUUUCGUCAAUGUCUUGACCAGAAGUAUUAGAGAAAGGGCAAAUUGUGUGAUGCCUAGUGGAUGGUAUAAGUUGGAGUCUUUAAAACAUGAUAUAUCUAGAAUCCAAAUGGAUUAGCGACUUUAUCCUACCACCUACUAUAAAGUAUAAGUAUUAGGUAAUUUUGCAUUCUAUGUGUGUAUUUCUCUUUGAUGAAUUUGGUACAGAAAAAUUAAUCAGAAACAUACCUGUACCUAGCACUUCACUAAGUCGACGGAUACCAUAGAACUGAGCUGAAAGUUCGUCAGUGACCUAAAUUCCUUAUGAUUAUAUGUUUUGAUUGGUGUCAUGAGGUUCUGAACUAAAUCGUUUUCAGUUGCAACCUCAACUUCUUACAUAGUCAAAAUUCUAUGUUCUUUAUUGAGUUUCAGCUUACCUGUAGCCUUUAGCUCUAUUGUGGAGUACAAGAGAACCAUAAUUAGGGAGAAAUACUUCUAACUAGAAUAUUACUAUAAAACUAGGUCUGUUUCAUCUACGUUGGAAUAAAAAUUGGAUAUAUCUCUGUGUUUUGUUUAUAAUCUUUGGAAAUUGUUGAAAACAUUUUUCAUAAGCAGUACAGCUCCCAUAACAGAGGCUAUGUAUCAGAUAUGUGGACAAAAGGUGGGGUUGCAACACUAAAUUUUGCAUCUAUAAUAAUGUAUUAAAGAGCAUCCUCUUUCUUUAAAAAACA
Schistocerca nitens (vagrant locust) is the source of this 5502-nucleotide messenger RNA. RefSeq names its product spermatogenesis-associated protein 20. Gene Ontology annotation, biological process: carbohydrate metabolic process. Lineage: Eukaryota; Metazoa; Arthropoda; Insecta; Orthoptera; Acrididae. The transcript has 12 exons. The record is from RefSeq and is a predicted model, not a curated record. Bases 185 to 2557 code for a protein of 790 amino acids.